UGCCCUGUUCGUGAAUCAUCGUUCUUUUCCGUAACUCCUCGCGCAUCUUCCAACGAGCGGCGCCGCUCGUGUCACAGCAGCGGCGGCGGCGGCGGCGGCGAUGGCGACCGUCAAAGCGGUUCUUUAACCGGGAAGAAGGAGAACAAUAACACCCGGUCCCCUCCCAGCCGUCGAAGACCAGCUCUACAAUGGAAGGACUCGACGUUCCCGACCAGGAGCAACUCCUGCAGUUCCUGCGGAGGCUCAAGGAGGUGUUCGACGUGUGCGACGAGGACGCCGACGGCUUCAUCCGGGUGGAGCACUUGGUGGACCUCGGUCUUCAGUUCGGCCAAGGAGACGAGGUGAAGAAGUUGACCAGGUACCUGGAUCCCAACGCGCACGGGAAGGUCAACUUCAAAGACUUUUGCCACGGAGUGUUCGCCAUUAAAGGCUGCGAGGAGAUCCUGAAGAUGGCCGUGGGUCCUCGCGGCGUUUCCUCCAACCAGUCUGUGACGGACAACGGGUACAUCUACCAGAACGGCGAGGCCAAGCUGGGCCCCCCCAUCAUCAUGUACACGCGCUCCUACCCAGAAUGCAGCGCGUACGGCGAGGGCUCCAGUGCCGACGGGGAGUGCGCCAUGGACAGCAGCGCCGAAAACGGCAACGGCUGCGACUCUCUGGACCCGAGGCGGCGACACGGCCCCCUGAUUGGCUCAGCGUCUGCAUCCGUCAUCUCCGGGGAGGAGCAGUUUGAGGACUACGGGGAGGGGGAAGAUGUGGACUUCACUCCCAGCAGCCCUUGCCCCGAAGAGGACUCCCGAACCAACGGCUUCUCAGACCUGGGCUCCUCCCUCCCCUCCAGUGCGGGUCAGACUCCUCAGAAGAUGCGUCAGCUGUACAGCACUGAGCUGCUGGACAUCUACUGCUCUCAGUGCUGCAAGAAGGUCAACCUGCUCAACGACCUGGAGGCCCGGCUACGGAACCUCAAGGCCAACAGCCCCAACAGAAAGAUUACCAGCACAGCGUUUGGACGUCAGCUGUUCCAGGCCAACCACAGUGUGUUCGGGUCCAGCCAGGGCAGCAGCACCGAGGACCUGUUCAGGGACAGCAUCGACUCCUGUGACCUCGACAUCACGGAGAAAGUCAGUUACCUGGAGAAGAAGGUGACGGAGCUGGAGAGCGACAGUCUGGCCAACGGAGACCUCAAAUCUAAACUCAAGCACGAGAACACGCAGCUGGUGCACAGGGUGCACGAGCUGGAGGAGCAGGUGAAGGACGCCGAGGCGAGGGCGGACCAGAGUCUGGAGGACGAGACCAAGAGGCACCGGGAGGCCUUCAGCAAGAUGGACAGGGACCGGAACGGAGAGAUAGACCAGCUCUGCAACAGGGUCCAGCUGUUGGAAGAAGAGAAUGGAGAGAUGAAGGUGAACGUGUGCAGACUCAAGUCUCAGACGGAGAAGCUGGACCAGGAGAAGCAGAGGAUGACGGACAAGCUGGAGGACACCGGCCUGCGGCUGAAGGACGAGAUGGACCUCUACCGGAAGAUCAUGGACAAGCUCUGGCAAAACCGCCACGAGUUCCAGAAGGAAAAGGAGGCCAUGCAGGAGUUGAUCGACGACCUCCGCCGGGAGCUGGAGUACCUGCAGCUGUUCAAGCUGGAGAUGGAGCAUCCGGGGCAGGGCCGGGGGCUCCCCGAGUUCAACGUCAGGACCAGAGAGAUCGAGAUGGAGCACGAAGUCAAGAGGCUGAAACAGGAGAACCACAAGCUGCGGGAUCAGAACGACGACCUGAACGCUCAGAUCCUCAGCCUGAGUUUGUACGAGGCCAAGAACCUGUUCGCCUGCCACACCAAGGCCCAGUGCCUGGCGGCCGAGAUCGACAACGCGUCCAGGGACGAGCUGGUGGACGCUCUGAAGCACCAGGAGGAGAUCAACCUGCGUCUGAGGCAGUACAUGGACAAGAUCAUCCUGGCCAUCCUGGACCACAACCCCUCCAUCCUGGAGAUCAAGAGCUAAACGCCACACACGCACACACGCUUGUCUUUAUGUCGUUGUGGGGACCGUGCGCUUGCACUGUAGUUGUGGGGACCGUUAGCUUGCACCUUAAAGUUAUAAUCCUUCACGAUUUUAGCCCAACAGAGUUGAUGUGGAUAAAGAAGUCGGUGAAUAAUGGCAGCAUGAGAACACGCUGCGUACUCGCCACGAAUAUCAUCAAAGGUUUGAGGGAUUAUAACUUUAAACUGUCCUAAAUGUUCUAACUCCUUAUCACACUCAUAUAUAUCUACUCCACCCACGCAGGCGGUCUAAAUAUCCACUAAAGUCUUCAGUCGCUGUAGAACUGCUGCGCCAUGUAAAGUCUGUCCGCCAACGUUUUAUAGAUAUAUAUAUUUGAAACUACUGAAAUGUGAAGACUUUAAAAAUAUGUGGUUCCACACACACAAACAUAUGUUGGUGUUCACUUUGUAACUGAUUAUAAUAACUGGGCUGCAAGAUUCAAGGCGUACAGGACAUACACCAAUGAUCCAUUUAAAGGGCCAUACCAGUGUUUUGCCAAAUGAAAUGUUUAGAAUGUAGAGUUUUCACCAUCUUUAAAGCUUCAUCUCAGGCGGUGUGAACAUGGAGAUUAAAAUGCAAGUUGACUUCCAUACUGUAUCAGAACUAAUGGAAUGAAUUCCAUCACUUUCCCCGAGUGUGACACGAGAAGAUUGACAGCCGUCUCUUCUACGCUGGAUCCGGGACACGGUUAGCUUAGCAUAACGCCUGAAAGUUCAGAAGUACCCCACUAAGGAUGCCAAUUAACACGGUGUGUGUGUCGUUUGAUUAUUCUAUCUACAAACAGAAAUGUAAAACAAGAGUUAAGUUGUGUUUAUGUUGAACUACUUCUUAAAAAAAAAAAAUUUAAUCUGAAAUAAAAGACAUGUAAAGUGGUCAAACAUUUGUAGUAAUUGUGUAUAUAGAGUAAAACACCGACAUGGGCCCUUUAAGUGACAAUCCAACCACCAGGAACCCUUUAAUUUAAAUGUCCACAUGAUUCAUAAACGCCGUAUAUAUACAUGAAAUACAUUUCUACUUGUCGGUAACCGUCACUGAAGAACAACCAGGACGGUAUUUUUAAGGUGCUAAGAGCCAACGUCAUGUGCCAAAUCUGAACACUUCACCAAAUGUGAAAUGUCCACACGAUGCGUUCAGGUGACCUCGGGAAACAGACCGAUGUUCGUAUACCGUCUGCCUAAUACAAACGCCAUCAUCACUGAUGUCUUCAUAAAUAAAUACGGUACUAACACGGUGUACUUUGCAGAAUGCUAAAGAACAAUAAAAAGCACUUCCCGUAACCCGCUGAAUUAAAACUGAAAAUCUGUUUCUGCUUUCUGCCUUCAGUGACUUUGUGGAUUAGGAAAACUUUAUUCUACCUUUUUGUGCUGUAGGUUAUUCUCACUCUAAAUGUCACCUAAAUAUAAAGAACUUGAACACUGUUUAGUUUGGCUCCAUUGUUCUCUGAGGGAUUGUUUCAUACUUGAUCUGCUUUUCGUUCCCUGUUAGUGUUGUUGGCAUACGAGGUUGAAGGUCGUUAUUAUUAAUCCAUCGUUGUCUCUGUGAGUGAAUUUUUUUUUUUUUUUUUUUUUUAGCGACAUUUUUUACUUUAAAACACGGUAUUCACUAUUUCAUACGUUGUAAAUGUUGUACAGAAUCUAGUUACUAAUUAUGUGCAAGUCAUUUUGCUUAUUUAAGAAAGUCUCUUAGAGAGUUUUGACACAAUAAGAAAUAUGUGUUGUAGAAUAUAAUAUAUAGCACACGUAAAAGUGGCAUAGCCAAAGUAUUUAACAGGAAUAUUAUUGAACAUGAUGGGAGAAAACACUAAUAAAAAGAAAAGAGCAUCAUCAGUCACGCCUGUGUUCACGUUGACUUAUUUUUCUUGUGUAUCGCUCAUGGAAUUGUAGAAUAUAAAUAAAACUCAUUGGCUUUGG
Molecule: messenger RNA, 3943 nt
Organism: Pseudoliparis swirei
Lineage: Eukaryota; Metazoa; Chordata; Actinopteri; Perciformes; Liparidae
Gene: rab11fip4a
Product: RAB11 family interacting protein 4 (class II) a
Exons: 15
Coding region: 189-1994 (601 amino acids)
Biological process (GO): regulation of cytokinesis; endocytic recycling
Cellular component (GO): cleavage furrow; endocytic vesicle; midbody
Molecular function (GO): calcium ion binding
Source: RefSeq, a predicted model, not a curated record